AUGCGCCCUAAUCAAGCUGGUUUCAGACCAAGGCGCUAUUGUGCUGACCAGAUAUUCACGUUAAGAAGGGUGUUGGAACAUCGCUUCAGAUAUUUGCAACUCACAUGUUUCAUCGACUUUGCGGCUCCCUUUGAUUCAAUUGAUAGAGCGGUGCUUUGGAGGGUGAUGGAACGUGGCGGUGUUCCAGAGAAAAUCAUUAGACUCAUAAAGGCAUUUUAUGAGCGCACAUCGGCGCAGGUCUGUAUAUAUGGGGAGCUAACAGAUUCCUUCGAAAUAAGAACAGAUGUCUGUCAGGGUUGCACCCUUUCCCCCACAAUAUUCAACCAUGCGAUAGAUUGGAUAAUGGAUAUUGCUUGUCGGCACUCAAGAGGUGUCCGAAUUAGUCCAGAGCAUCACAGAUCUUGA
Messenger RNA from Dracunculus medinensis (Guinea worm), 405 nucleotides. The record is from the annotation of a GenBank genome assembly. Lineage: Eukaryota; Metazoa; Nematoda; Chromadorea; Rhabditida; Dracunculidae.